Molecule: messenger RNA, 2051 nt
Organism: Fragaria vesca subsp. vesca
Lineage: Eukaryota; Viridiplantae; Streptophyta; Magnoliopsida; Rosales; Rosaceae
Product: cysteine-rich receptor-like protein kinase 29-like
Exons: 8
Coding region: 1-1941 (646 amino acids)
Biological process (GO): protein phosphorylation
Molecular function (GO): protein kinase activity; ATP binding
Source: RefSeq, a predicted model, not a curated record
AUGGUUUCCUCAUCAUCAAGCUUUGGAUUUGUUUUUUCAUUGAUACUACUGGUGUUGCUCGCAGCUCAAACCGAUCUUCAACCCCCUUUUGUGUCCUUCUGUAACGUCACAGGUAACUACACCGCUGCUAGCGCUUACAAGGCAAACCUCGACGCUCUUCUCCCAUUUCUCGCUAAUUCCGGCAACGCUAAUGGCUCCGGCUUCUACAUGUCCUCCGGUGGGGAAAACUCCGACCAAGUGUAUGCACUGGGGCUCUGUAGAGGAGAUGUUGAUGUCGCCGGCUGCGGCAAUUGCAUCGGCAACAUGAUACAGUCUCUCAAGAAUGAUUGUCCUGUUCAGAAGGAGGCCAUUGGGUGCAUGUUGGGCACAGAAAACAUAUCGGCAACAAUUGAGGAUGAGUUCAACCAAAAGCUUCAAGGAUUUUUAGGAAAGCUGUCUAGUCAAGCUGCUGCAGGAGGUACCGAUCGGAAGUACGCCGCAGGCACGCAAAACACAAGCGACGCCAAUGUAACAAUAUAUGGAUUUGCGCAGUGCAUUCCGUAUUUGUCUGCGCAAGACUGCACUAAGUGCUUGAACUCAACUCUAAGAGGGAUCAGAGGAUGUUGUUUGGGGAUGAUUGGUGGAAGAGUUUUUAAUCCCAGCUGUUACUUAAGGUAUGAAACUGAAGCGUUUUUAGUCACUGCAGCUGAGGCACCUGCACCUUCGACAUCACUAGCAAUACCCACUUCUCCUCCUACACUGCCAGGAAAGAAGAAGAGUAAUGCAUCUCGAAGAAGAGUCAUCAUCACUGUGACAAUUGUCGUUCCUCUGGUGGUACUGAUUGUAUCCAUAUGGAUUUAUGUUAGAUUCAUUAGGAAGACGAAAGAAAAAUGUGAAGAAGCAGAUGAAAUGAGCACAGAAGCCUUGCAAUUUGAAUUUGACUCCAUCAAAGUUGCUACAAAUAACUUUUCGGAAGCAAAUACACUCGGGCGAGGCGGAUUUGGUUCUGUUUACAAGGGUAAGCUUUGGAACGAAGAGGAGAUAGCAGUGAAAAGGCUUUCUAGAGAUUCUGCACAAGGAGACAUAGAAUUCAAAAACGAGGUGAUCCUUGUGGCCAAGCUUCAACACCGGAACUUGGUUAGGCUCCUUGGUUACUGUCUGGAGAAAAAUGAAAGACUUCUUGUCUAUGAGUUUGUCCCAAACGCAAGUCUUGAUCAUUUCAUAUUUGAUCCAGUCAAGCGUGCAGAUUUGGAUUGGGAAACUCGUUGCAAAAUCAUAGUAGGCAUUGGACGAGGGCUUCUUUACCUUCAUGAAGAUUCACGUCUUAGAAUUAUCCAUCGUGAUCUCAAAGCAAGUAACAUUUUAUUAGACGCAGAAAUGAACCCCAAAAUUGCAGAUUUUGGCAUGGCAAGACUGUUUAAUAUCGAUCAAACACAAGCUGAAACCAGUCGAAUUGUGGGAACCUACGGAUACAUGGCACCGGAGUAUGUUAUGCGUGGACACUUUUCUGUGAAGUCUGAUGUCUAUAGCUUUGGUGUACUGGUCUUGGAGAUAGUAAGCGGUCAGAAAAACACUUCCUUUCAUCAUGAUGGAAACUUGGAGGAUCUUCUAGGCUAUGCAUGGAAUAGUUGGAAGGAAGGGACAUCUUCAAACUUGAUAGAUCCCACGUUGAGAGCUGGUUUAAGGCCGGAAAUAAUGAGAUGCAUUCACAUCGGUCUGUUGUGUGUGCAACAAAGUAUAGCUGAUAGGCCAACUAUGGCUGCAGUUAUUCAAAUGCUUACCAGCACCUCUGUUGAUUUACCAGUACCCUCACAACCAGCAUUUUUUAUGUACAAUCACGGGACGGGAUCCUCAUCCGACAUGUCGAUGGGAUGUGAUAGUAACUCAGGAUUUACAGGGUCUAGUCAAUCCCAAGGCAACUCUGUCCAAAUACCUAUACAUGAGGAUUCAACUACUCCUUAGAAUUUUGGAUCCGGCUCCUCUAAAGUGAGAAGAGUGUGAAUUUAGUUAAAGUUCAUAAAAUCUGGACUCUAUAUAUAAUCUAAGGGUUCAAACAACUGACACGUCAUCUU